AUGUUAGAGUUACGUAUGGCGGCGGAAGAUACAUGUCCCGUGCCAGGCGCCGCGUCCAACGGCGCAGCAUCCGCGCCCCCAUCAGCAUGUCCAGACACUUUAGGGGAGCCAGCUGGCGCUCGUGCGCCGUAUGAUUGCGGCGUACGCCUAAGCGCGCCGAGCAGCUUGGCGGCGCAGCAGGGCGGGCGCGAGGCGGGGGGAAACGAGGAGGCGGUGACGGCGGGGUCGGUGCACCGUGCCAUCGUGCGACACGCGCACUGCUCGCUCGCGUGCGGCGAUCGCGACAACCUGUCGCCGGGCGACGUUUACCGCGCGGCUGCGAUGAGCGUGCGAGACCACCUGAUCGCGCGGAUGGAUGCGACGGAACGCGCUUACGACGACGCGGGGUGCAAGCGGGUGUACUAUCUAUCAAUGGAGUACCUUAUAGGGCGGAUGCUGCAGCUGGCAGUCACAUGCCUCGGCCUCGAUGAGCAGUACAGCGCAGCGCUGCAGCAGCUGGGGGUGAGCAUGGAGGAGGCGGCAGAGGAGGAGCGCGACCCGGCGCUGGGCAAUGGCGGGCUGGGCCGCCUUGCUGCAUGCUUCCUCGACUCCCUCACCACUCUGAACCUCCCCGCCUGGGGCUACGGGGUGCGGUACCGCUACGGCAUGUUUGAGCAGCGGGUGGCGGCGCUGAGGCAGCAGGAGGCGCCGGACGCGUGGCUGCACCCGUGGGGGUGCCCCUGGGAGAUCCCGCGCCCCCACGUGCGCCACCCCGUGCGCUUCUUUGGCCACGUGGCAGUGCGUGUGGAGGGCACGCGCACGCGGUACCGGUGGGAGGGCGGCGAGCAGGUGGAGGCGGUGGCGAGUGACAUCCCCGUGCCGGGCUUUAAGACCGCCACCGUCAACCGCCUCCGCCUCUGGCGCUGCGAGCCGCUUUCGGGCGGCUUUGACUUGUCCUUAUUCAACGCGGGGCGGCACGUGGAGGCGGUGGGCGGGGCGGCGAGGGCGGCGGCGAUCAGUGCGGUGCUGUACCCCGAGGACAGCAGCGAGGCGGGCAGGCAGCUGCGCCUGCAGCAGGAGUACUUCUUUGUCUCCGCCACGCUGCAGGACAUAAUAGCGCGGCACGUGGCGGCUGGCCGCCCGCUGUCAUCCCUGCCGGAGGCAGCAGCGGUUCAGCUGAACGACACGCACCCAGCUUUAGCGGUGCCAGAGGCCAUGCGGUUGCUGCUGGACGAGCACGGGCUGGAGUGGGGCGACGCCUGGCGGGCCACGGUGGCGCUGCUGGCCUUCACCAACCACACCGUGCUGCCUGAGGCGCUGGAGCGCUGGCCGGUGCCGCUGCUGCAGACCGUGCUGCCGCGCGUCAUGGAUCUUAUAUUUGAGAUCAACCACCGCCACCUGCAGGAGGUGGAGGCGAGGUGCAUGGGGGAGGGGCAACGCAUGGCACGGCUGUCCAUCAUAGAGGAGAGUCACCCCAAGAUGGUGCGCAUGGCCGUGCUGGCAGCCGUUGGAUCGCACGCCAUCAACGGCGUAGCGGAGCUGCACUCCACGCUGCUGCGCACGCAGCUGUUUCCAGACUUUGUCGACCUCUUCCCCACGCGCUUCCACAACAAGACAAACGGCGUCACCCCGCGCCGCUGGCUGCUGCUCGCCAAUCCGCGGCUCUCACAGGUGAUCACCAAGUGGCUGGGCUCGGACGAGUGGGUGCGGGACCUCUCCCUCAUCCAGGGGCUGCGGGCAUACGCUAACUCGCCCGCGCUGCAUGCUGACUGGACCGCUGCCAAGGUGGCCAACAAGGAGCGACUCGCGGUGUACAUCCGCAAGACGUGUGGCGUGCAGGUGGAGAGUGCUGCGCUGUUUGACUGCCAUGCGAAGCGCAUCCACGAGUACAAGCGGCAGCUGCUCAACAUCCUGGCGGUCAUCCACCGCUACAACAGCAUCAAGUGCAGCAGCUUUGAGGAGAGGGCGCGCAUGGUGCCACGGGUGGUGGUCAUUGCUGGCAAGGCGGCUCCGGGGUACUUCCGGGCCAAAUGCGUCAUCCACCUCAUCAACGCGGUGGCGGCGAGGGUGAACAGCGACUCGGACAUCAGCGGGCUGCUCAAAGUCGUCUUCCUGCCCAACUACAGCGUCUCCCUCGCCCAGCUGAUAGUGCCAGCGAGUGACAUAUCGCAGCACAUAUCGACAGCGGGCAUGGAGGCCUCAGGAACGAGCAACAUGAAGUUUGCGCUCAACGGGGGGCUGCUGCUCGGCACCAUGGACGGCGCCACCAUUGAGAUCGCCAACGCCAUUGGCCGCGAGAACGUGUUUGUGUUUGGUGCGCUGGCUCACGAGACGCACUCGCUGCGCCACUCGCUGCGCUUCCGCCAACCCAUCCACGACGACCGCCUCGUUCAGGUGGUGCGCACAAUUGAGGCAGGGGUGUUUGGGCCGGCAGACGACUUUCGGCCGCUGCUGGAGUCGCUGGGCGGCGGCAAUGAUUACUUCCUGCUCUCCCACGACUGGCCCUCCUACCUCGACGCCCAGCACUCAGUGGACACGCUCUUCCUCAACCCCACUGAGUGGUGCCGCCGCUCCAUUAUAGCAGCAUCGAUGAUGGGCCGAUUCAGCAGUGACCGCACCAUUGCCGAAUACGCACGUGACAUCUGGCACCUCCAGCCGCCGCCCUUCGCGCGGCGAGCAGGCAGCGCCGACGCCGGCUCGAUAGCGUCCGACGCGGGCAGCGCGUACGCUGAGAGCUCCGCGUCGGGCGACGACGACGGGAGUGCGGGGUGGAGCAUGGCGGGCGAGGAGGGCAAGUCGAACGACGCGUUCCACGUCAUCCACAAGGUCCCCGUCGGCGACUCGCCUUAUGUCCGCGCGAAACACGUCCAGCUGGUGGACAAGGACCCGGUGCGCGCGAUCGCGCUGUUCUGGUCGGCGAUCAACGCGGGCGACCGCGUGGACAGCGCGCUCAAGGACAUGGCGAUCGUGAUGAAGCAGCAGAACCGCCCGGAGGAGGCCAUCGAGGCCAUCCGCUCGCUGCGCCACAAGUGCUCCGAGGUGGCGCAGGAGUCACUCGACAACGUGCUGCUGGACCUCUUCAAGCGCUGCGGGCGCCUCGACGACCAGGUGGCGCUGCUCAAGCACAAGCUCGACAUGAUCCGCCAGGGCGUGGCAUUCAACGGCAAGCGCACCAAGACGGCGCGGUCCCAGGGGAAGAAGUUCCAGGUGUCGAUCGAGCAGGAGGCGACGCGGCUGUUGGGGAAUCUGGGGUGGGCGUACAUGCAGCAGGGAAAUUAUGUGGCGGCGGAGUCGGUGUAUCGGAAGGCGCUGCGCGUGGAGGCGGACAGCAACAAGGUGUGCAACCUCGGCAUCUGCCUCAUGAAGCAGGCCCGCAUCGUCGAGGCGCGCGCGUUGCUCGAGUCCGUGUCGCCCAACAGCGACCCGCGUUGGGGAUCCGAGUCGCACAUUAAGGUGAGCCUAAGAUGCCUCUUGGUCUCUCGCAUUGCUUAUCAAAUUCGUUUCUCGCCCUCCACCCGUCCACCCGUCUUGCAUUCUGUCUCAACGCUCGUUUCGAACCUUGCUUCGUCUCUUUCUCGUCACGUGCCGCCAUGGCAGUCGUACGAGCGCGCGCAGAGCAUGCUCGUGGAGCUCGAGACGUCAGCGGCGGCGGCCGAAUCGGCCAAGGACGGCGCAGCUGCCAGCGCGGGCACCAGCGGCGGGGAGGACGCUAGCGCCAGUGACACGGGCGGUAAAUCCGCCGCCUCCGCCUCCGCGCCGUCCGCAGCACCCAGCGGCGAUGGGGUCUCGUCCGACAAGCUCCCGCAAGUUAAGCCCGCGUUUCGCGGCAUGGGUGGCAUGGGCAUGGGCAUGGGCUUGGCGCGCAGCUCGUUCCAGCGGCACUCGUCGUACCUGUGCGAGUUCCUGGGCGCGCCCGACAUGUGGGACUCGCUCAUGGCUGACAGCAGCGCCGCCGGGGGGAACGCAACUGCGGAAGGAGCGCCGGCAUCUCCACAAGGCGCCGCAGGCGGUUCUUCGGGCAUCGCGGGCAUGCAGUCGCGGGGACCGCCGGAUGCGCCGCCGCCGCAGAAGCAGCAACAGCGGCCGCUGCAGGCGCAACUGCAGUGCAUGCGGAGGCCGCCAGCGACCGGCGCUAUGGCGCGGACAAUGAGCAUGGGCGCGGGGUGCGGCAACCCGCUCGCGCGCUCCAUGAGCUUCGGCGGAGCGGAUGCGCGCGGGGGGCUGUCGUGUCUCAAGCCCAACGCGCCCGAGUUCAUGCCCGGGUCGUUCGGCCCCAUUCCUCCCCCCGGCCACGGCUCCGCUCCGCCGUUCAUGCACGGUGCUCCGCCCCCGCCUCCCCCUGGCGACGGCCGGCGCACGCUCACCGCCUCCCGCUCGCUCCCCCCGUUGCAAAUUCCCACGGCGGGAUUCGCGCAUGCGGCGGCGUCGCCGUCGUUGGUGUCGCCGCUGGGUCCCAUGUCAAGCGGCUCGCUCUCGUGCUCCUCGAGCUUUGGCGCCGCGUCGUGGGAUGACGGACUUAUGAUCUCAGCGUUCGAGAGUGACGACGACGUGCUCUGCGAAAUGCCCACCGACAGUUACCAGCCGUCUGCUGCGGCUAUCUCCGUUGCUGCGGGGGUCUGGGCAUCGCAGAAGCCGCCCGCUUCGGCGCACCUCGCUGCCGCAAUGCGCAAGGGUGGCGGAUUCCCCGCACCCGGGCAGCGCGCGUUAUACAGGGGCACAGAGAACGUUCCGCAGUACAUGGCGGGGGGUGCGCCCAUCGGCGCGGGCGGGCCUGGCGCGCGGAGGCCGCUGGUGUUCGGGUGCGAGAACCCUGCGCCAAUGGCGGCGAAGGCGCAGAUGGUGGCGGGUGGGCUGAUGGGCGGGGGCAACAUGGGCAUGCAGAUGGGCGCGGAGAUGGGCGGAGGGAUGGGCAUGACGACGGUCAUGGGCGAGCGCACGAACCUCGAGCCCCCCGCGCAGUUCAUGGGCGCAUGGGGGGCUGUGGCGCAGGGGAAGGGCGCAUGGGGACCUGCAUGGGGAGUGCCUGGAGAGGGGGGAAGCAUGGGUGAGGGGGAGAAAGCCAAGGAUCAGCAGCAGGUGCAGCAGCAGUCUGUGGCGGGGCAAGAGGUGGGGGGAUCGGGAAUGAAGAGAAACAGAGUGCCGACCCCAGUGAAGGCUGCUGCUCCCAAGGGAGAGAGAGGGAGCGACGCGGAGGGAGGAGACGCGAGUGGAGCGCAGGAGGGCGGGCCGGUGGUGCCGAGGGCGCUGUGGGAGAUGCUGGGGUUCACAGGCAGCCCUGACAAGCUGCUGCUGGAGGAACUCAAGGCCACCGACAGUGCCAAGAAGCUGCUCGCCUCCGCUGGGUCUGCUGACAGGCAGCAGGGCAGCGAGCGACGCACGCUCCCUGGCGACAAGGUGCUUCGGUUCUUCAAGACAUUCCUCGGCGUAUUGGUCGCAGAGGGAAGCGAGGGCGAACGGGAGAUGAUGGAGGAGCUGCUGUGCCUUUUCUCGCAGUACAGCGAGGCGCGCAGCAAGGCCGUGCGGGUCAACGUCACCAGAGUGCUCUCGGAGGUGCUGAAUUCGUUGCCCGGCAGCUUCAGUCUGUCAGCCGACGCCAUCGUGAUCAUCCGCGAGUUCUUGCAUUGCCGAAUGGACGACAAAAUCGCCGUCAUCCGCGCGUGGGCCGCCAGGGCGCUCAAGCGCAUGGUGACAUUCGAGGAAGAUGGCGGGGUGGACGUGGACACGACCAUCGGGUUAUUCCGCGAGAAGAUGAAGACCGAGUCGAGCUCCAUGGCUAUUAGCGUGGUGCCUGAAUGGAAAUACAUUUGGUUGCGCGUGGUGCAGGAGGUGCGCGAGGCGAUGGUGUGGUCGCUGCCGGAGUCCACGAGCACCAUUCCCGACAUUCUCGAGCGCACGGCGGACGUCAGCGAGCGGGUCAGAGCCGCGGCGUACAAGUCCUUCGCCGAGAGAUUCUUUCCCAUCGAAAGCUUCAGCAUCCGGCAGCGAGUGCAGCUGCUGUCGCAGGGUCUGGGCGACCGGUCGCCGACGGUGCGGUCGGCGUGUGUGGAGCUACUGUGUCGCGCGUGGCUGUCGCGCGACUGCGAGGGCGACCUGGUGCGACUGCUGCGACACGUGGACGUGGAGAGCCACGAGGCGGUGGCGGAAUCGGCGGUGCGGGAGGUCCUGCAGGCGCACAGCGCGGGGUGCGGCGACAUGGAGCUGGUCGUGCCUGAAGGGGGGCUGCGUGCCGCUGUCAAGCAGAUGUCCACUCCUGCAGAAGGCAAGUUCUUGGAGGAAAUGUUAGGAGCCGAGCCACAUACAUCGAACCAGGCUAGGGAGGUCGGAGGAGGCAGCAGCAGCAGGGCUGCUUACGGCGGAGGAGGCGCUCUUUUGGCGCAUGCUGUGCCUACACCUCUCCGCGCAGGCCAAUGUCAGUUCGCUCCUGCUCUUGCUUCUCACGUGCUUGCAUUUUUCCCACUUGCUGAAUUCGCGCUUGCUGUCGUUUGCCUUGAAGACGACGUGGGUCUGACGUUGCGUGUCCUCGUAUUGCUGCAGGAGAACGGAUCAAAUGCCGCAAUAUCCGCUGGCGCAGCAGCGGUGGUGGCAGCAGAAGCAGCGAGCGACCUGAACGCGCAGCUGGAGGCCCUGCUGCCAGCCACGGCUCAGGACUACCUGACGCUGCUGGAGACGCACAUGCAAGCAGGGUCCGAGGGUCGGUUCGCAGCGCGGCAGCUGAUGCAGCUGGCGGCGGUACUCGACUUCACCGACGCCACCAUCCGCGCGCACGCCGCCGCGCUCGUGCACCGCCACCUCGUCGGCGCGCAGCCGGCGCGCGAGGAGGCGGGGGAGGAGAGCGCCGAGGCGGAGGACGAGUGGGAGGAGGGCGUGGCAGACGGCAGGUGGGGCGAGGCUCUGCUGGGGCUGGCGCAGCGCGUGCACGCCUCGGAUGCUGACGUGCUCGCUGCUCUCGUCGACGCUCUGGCUGACGUCAGCAAGCCGAUGAUGGCGGGCGUGGCGGGUGUGGAUGGUGUGAGCGAGGGGCAGUGGCUGCGGUGCGUGGCGGCGACACGCAUGGUGCUGCGGCUGUGCUGCAAGUCGGCAGGCGGCGGAGCGUUCAGGGCGUGGAGGAACCUGCGCGUUGAGCCGCAGGAGGCGCUCAACUGCAUCCUCGUCCCCGCGGUACGCGCGCGCGCUGCCCCACGACGGUGUGCACGCAUUCGCUGCACUGCGCCCGUGACUGUUCUCAUUCUCCGUGACCCGUGUGCUCAAACAUUAUUCCCGCUUCCUCCCUCCCCCCUCCUGUGCUGGCAGGCGUCGCACCCGUCACCACUGGUGCGCGCUGAGGCCGUCGGCGCGCUGCACGCCUUCGCCAUGCUGCACGCGCCGUCCGCUCGCGCUCACCUGCCUCUGCUGCACGCCGCCGCGCGCGACUCCGCGCACCCCGGCGUGCAGAUGGCGGCCGUGCGCGCCCUCGCGGACCUGCUGCUCUGGCACCGCCCCGCCGCGCUGCUGCCCGACAUCGUUGCGCCCGCCCUUAGCGACGAGGGCGAGGGGAGUGCGGUGAGCGGGUGCAGUGCGGGGGAAGAGGCGCAGCGCGCAGGAGGAGCGCGUGGAGGUAGGGUGGCGGAGGUGGCGGAGGGGAGCGUGGACGUGCUGGUGGGGCUGGUGCCGCUGGAGGGCGGACAGGUGGACAUUGAGGGGGUGAGGGAGGACGUGCAGCGCGCAGGGCGACAGGCGGAUGGGGAGGACGAGGAAGAGGCGGAGGGCGUGGUGGGCGUGGUGUGCGAGGGGCUGAGCAAGCUGCUGCUAGCAGACGCGAGCAGGGCCGGAGGGAAGGGCGCGGAGAGGGGGGCGGAGGGCAGGGUGGAGCGAGUGUUGCAGGUGCUGGUGCAGGUGUACCUGUGCCCGGGCGCCGCUGAAGACGAGCUGCCCAGGUGCGUGGCGCUGUGUGUGUGGGUAUCUCUGGAAACGAUUGUCCCACAACGACUCCUCUGGCUUGUCUUUCCCUCUGAGUCUGCUCUAUGGUGUGUCUACUCCGUAGAUGCUUUUCCUCAUCAUCUCCCCUACCACCCCCCCUCCUCGCUCGUGCCUCACAGGACGCGUCAAAUGCUAGCAGAGCUGUUCAACCGAGUGGCCGUGCUGCCAGCCUGCAAGGUGGCAGCGUCACGUCUGCUGCUGCCAGUGUUGCGGCAGUUGUGGCCGCGCAAGACGGCAGCAGCAGCGCGGCAGCCUGCAGUGCGUGCCUCGCAGCUGCUUCUCUCCCUCAUGCUCGCUCAUGGCGCCCACGGAUUCGUGCCGCCUAAGCAGAGUGGAGAGGGCGAGGGGGAGAGGGAAAGAGAGAGAGCGGAGGAGGGAGAGGAGGAGGCCGAGGGAAGAGCAGCAGGUGGUGGUGAUGGUGAGGGCGAGAAUAGUGGAGUGGGUGAGAGCAGCCGCGUGGAACAGCCAGCGCUGGGCUUCGAGUCUCUGGCUCUUGAUCUUGCUGCUGAGAUCCUAUCCUCCCCACUGGCCACGUCAGGCAGUGCGAGCGGGAGGGCGUACAGUGCGCACCUGGUGCACCUGCUGGUGGAGGUGCCGCUCAGAGCCUCCCAGCAGGACGACGUCAAAUGCCUGCGCUCGCUGCUCCCCAUGGUGGCGGAGGCAGUGCAGGGGCAGCGUGCGGCGCAGCGGCUGGUGGAGCAGCUGGCAGCGCGGCUGAGGGCGCUGGACGCCACUCCGGACGAGGAGCUGCCCUUGGAGCGCCUGGAGCAGCUGCUGCAGCGCGGUGAGGGGGGAGGGGGAGGAAGGGGGAAGAUGAGCAGCGUGUGGGGGGGAGAUUGGGGAGGCAUGGGUGGGGAAUUAAGGCAUGGGGGAUGCGGAGAUAAGGGGGAUUUCUGUUGGAUGGUGAUGCAGCCAGUGCGUCAGAGGCAGGGCAGAGUGGUGCAUCUGCCAUGGAGGGAUGCUCUCCGCCAGGCAGGAGGCGACGAGGCAAGCCACCAGUGCAAGGCAGUGGCCAACAGCCGCCUCAAGCAGCAGCUGGGAGGUCACAGCAGCGCCGGCAGACCCGCGGUCGGCGAGGCAGCGGUUGGGGAGAGUGAGGGAGUGGAUGCAGGGGAGGGGGUGGAGCAAGUGGGUAGGGAGGGACAGAGCACGGCAGCAGAUGUGCCGCCUGAGGCUCACAGCAGUGGGAGUGAGGAGGAGAGCGAGAGCAGUGAGAGUGAGGAGUAUGGGAGUGGAAGUGAGAGUGGAAGCGAGGAGGAGUACAGGGCGUCAGUGGGCAGACACCAGAGGGGCGCGCGGGCACAGGAGCAGACUAGUGGGCCACGGCGAGUGGCGUCCGUGAUAGCUGCUGUGAGGAGGCGCAGGAGCAGCUGCAGCAGCAGUGGUGGUGGUGGUGGUGGCAGGGACGCGCCCAUCUCCAUCUCCACCGACUCAGACUCUCAAGACGUGAUCGAGGUGGUGGAGGUGGUGCCGGGGGUGGCAGGCACACACAGCAAGCGCGUGCAGCCCAAGGAGGAGGCAGAGAGCAUAUCUGAGGAGGUGGAAGAGGUGUUGGAGAAUGAGAGCGUGUGCAUGGCGGCAGGGCUCCACGCUGACAGCCCCAGUGUGGGCCGCACAGCACCAAGGGAUGACGCCUCCCCUGCAGCACGGGGGGCGGAGGGCUCCCCUGCGGCGUCAGUGGGCAGUGACGCCACGUCCUUUGCAUCGGCGCUGAGUGACGACCUCCUCCUGCCCUCGCCCUCGCCCUUGCCUGCUGCCAUGCCCGCUCGGCGUGCCGGUGCCAGGCAGAGGCGCUUCGUGCUUGAUGAUGGCAGUGAGAGGGAGAGCGAGGGUGAGGGGGGAAGGCGGGCAAAAGUGGUGAUGUGCCAGUGGGAGCGGAGAGGCGGCAGCCUCUGGCACAUCGCACUGCCCAGUGAUGCGCUGCAGCAGGUGCAGUGA
This is a messenger RNA of Closterium sp. NIES-65, 9873 nucleotides long. NCBI's taxonomy places the organism in Eukaryota, Viridiplantae, Streptophyta, Zygnematophyceae, Desmidiales, Closteriaceae. The record is from the annotation of a GenBank genome assembly.